Spea bombifrons (plains spadefoot toad) is the source of this 909-nucleotide messenger RNA. RefSeq names its product transmembrane protein 81-like. NCBI's taxonomy places the organism in Eukaryota, Metazoa, Chordata, Amphibia, Anura, Pelobatidae. The transcript is spliced from 2 exons. Bases 1 to 909 code for a protein of 302 amino acids. The record is from RefSeq and is a predicted model, not a curated record.
AUGGCAAAAGAAACAUAUGAUAUUGACUUACAAAACCUGAAAGCUGUGACCGUCCCCGACCGGCUUAAAGGUGUAUCUGUCAAGAUGGUUGUAGAAUCUUCCCCGUGCAGCACUUCUUGUGGACUUGGUAACAAGAAAGAAAAGCGUUGCAUUGUGGGACCAUCAGGGAAGAGGGAGGACUGUGAAACCGUCAGCGUAUCCUGUGUAGUGAGUUGGAUUUGCGGCAUGACGAGUUAUACUCUGACCGUGGGACAGCCUUUUACUAUGAACUGUCUGAUUGUGCCUGCUGAAGGGCAAUCAAAUCAGGGGUUGAAUUACUACUGGUACAACACCAAAGGUCAGGUAACAACCCAAGAUGACCUAUUUCGCCCACUCAGAAUCAGGUACUUUAACAUCACCUUUCCAGCCAUCAAGGAGAGCGACGCCGGCUCAUACCGUUGCGAUGUGCAACACGCAUUGGACUUUAAAUUAAUCAAGCGGGUUUACUAUGCCGUCAAGGUGAUCCCUCCUAGCCUGGUUAAUCUGAACUACGGCAAAUCUCUGAUGCGUGAAAGUGAGCUGGAAGCAAUGGCCGCACAAAAGCAGAAGUUAACCAAGGGCAACCUGUCGGAGAAAGUGAAGGCCAUUUUGGAGUCGCACAAUUUUAUCAUUUUUGGCGUCGGGGGUAGUGCUGCCGUCAUUGUAGGUGGUGCAUUUUGGGGAUUUUUCUACCUAAUUCGAAAACGCAGACGUAAAAGAAGAACGAAUGACGUCGAAGAUGGCGUCGACGACGAUGAUGACAGCGGAGAAGCAGCCGCCGGCGUUGAGAAGCAGCCGCUGGCGACAAUCAUGCUGGUCUUCCAACAUAACCCCCAGAGUCUGGCUGAAAGGAGGAGAAACGUCCGCAAUCUUAACAUCGAUAUAAGUUGA